Molecule: messenger RNA, 1789 nt
Organism: Zootermopsis nevadensis
Lineage: Eukaryota; Metazoa; Arthropoda; Insecta; Blattodea; Termopsidae
Product: lipid droplet-regulating VLDL assembly factor AUP1-like
Biological process (GO): ERAD pathway
Cellular component (GO): endoplasmic reticulum membrane
Molecular function (GO): ubiquitin binding
Source: RefSeq, a predicted model, not a curated record
UGUUUGGUAUAGUUAUUUCAACCUAACAAUGUGUCAUGGCGUCGUUGGAAGUAUACAGGAAAUAUCGUGAUUAAUGAUUUUGUCACAUCAUCUUUGGAACAUAUUAUACGUUUAUAAAUAUUGGAAGUAAUUUGUUGUUGGAAGUUACAGUAAUUUGUUCUUUGUAUCAUGUCUAAUGUGGAAGUAAAUGAACUUUUCGACGAAAACAGGUAUCCUUCAGGAUGGAAAGCACUGUUUCUGGUGCUGUAUGCGCCGUUCGGGUUUGCGCUUGCUGGUGUUAGGUUUCUUGUUGCUCUCCAGGCGCUACUGGUGGAUGCCCUGUUUCCACAGCUCCCAGCUGUGAAAAGGUUUGUUUUGUGCUCGUUUUGCACUGUCUUGGGCAUUGUCGUGAAGCAAGAAAACACUGCAUUGAGAGAUGAGAAUUUGAAAGUGCUGGUGGCAAAUCACGUUUCACCUUGUGAUCAUAUAGCUGUGCAUCUUUCAUGUGGGACCAUCACCCCCAGUGUGUGGGAGCUUCCAGCACCAUUCUGCAGGGCAUUAGGGAUAAAGGAGUUUGGGCUGAGGCAAGGAAGGGACGUACUAGUGGCCAAUAUCCGUAGCCACUUUGAGAAGUCGUCUACUCCGCUCUUGUGUCAUCCCGAGGGCUCCACCACAAAUGGGAAGGUGGGACUGCUUAAGUUUUCCUCGUGGUCAUUUUGUCUGAGUGACGCCAUUCAGCCAGUAGCUAUUCAAGUGUGGCGGCCACCAUUUGCUGAUGUUGCAGCUUCAGCUUUGGGUACUGGAUUGUGGGCAGACAUAUUCUGGUUUCUAUUUGUUCCCUGCACUCAAUUUACUCUCAGAUAUCUUCCAGUAGUGACGAGGGAAAGUGGCGAGAGUGACGUUCAAUUAGGGGAACGCGUUGCAAAGCUGUUGGCGGAAGAUCUGGGAGUGGUGGCAAGUCAGCACACUGCUUCAGACAAGGCAGAGUAUGAGAAACGAUACUUAUUGGAGCAAAAUCAGCCCAUAAUUGUUCGCACUUCACCUACGUCUGAACUGCAGCGCAUGGCUCACCAGGUGGGUGAAGUUCUGCCAUACGUGCCUCGUGAUGUCAUCAUUAGAGAUCUUGGCAGAACACGGAGUGUUGAUAUUACCAUCUCUAACAUAUUAGAGGGUGUCGUGACGUACAUACCGCAGGUGGAAUCAUCGUCUUCCGGCCGUGUGAAUGCAGUGGCACAGCAGUCAAAGAGCAUUCCUUCGGCUUCCGCUAGUACGCACACGCUGGCUAACACUGUACAGGUUUCAUGUUUGGAUACAUCAGCGCCUUCAUUCGCCCGCUCAGCGCAGGAGCGAAUGACGUCUUUCAAUGAACGCAAAGCUCGUCUAAUAGAGAAUGCCCGCCACAGGUAUAUUGAAAAACAUGGCCUAAAGAAUGUUGGAUUGAAUUGCUGAUGACUGAUGAUACAUGCCGCAGUGACUGUGAGGUGUCUGAGAGUUGAAUUCUUUUAGGGUAAUUUUAACGGACUGGGCUCACGAUGACUUUCUCUACCUUCUUCCUCCUGCACUCAUAAUUUAGUAAUAUGUAUGAUGAUUUUGUGUAAAAUGUGCAUCAAGUUAGUUUUGACUAAGAAUUUGAGUUGUGGUUAUGUCGGUGUGUGACGAGCAAGUUUUGUGACUAAUAACUUCAUACUCAGUUUGCAAUAAUGAAAGUGGAUUUGCAGAUUAAUGAACAUUCAUGUAUGAGAGACAAUGCCAUGACUGGAAAUUCUAAAAAUGUAGUUAUGUUUAAUGUAAUUUAUUUUCCAAAUUUUUC